GAUGUUUAGACGCGCACUCCAGUUUUCGGUGUAGAUAGCGCGACUGAGCGUUUUCUAAGUGCAGAUGGCGUGACCGCGGUGCAGAACUGGCUCGUUCUUUACUCACGUCAUUCGGUAUUUCGUUCGUUAUUCGCUAAGAUUGAUCGUUUUCGGGAAACCCACCCCUGAUCUGCAGCCACUCUGUGCUCAUCUUUUAAACCAUAUUUGGCUGCUCUUGCAUUCCAGUGGAUCAUGGCGACAACACAACUGUGGAUCAUCAGCUUAGUGCUGUGCAGUGCUCUUCCCUCCGCAGCAACCGUUAACUGGAAGCUCACAGUAACUAAUAAUAUUCAGGCUUAUCAGCAUGACUGUGUGAUUAUUAACUGUACUUUUGAGUAUAAUAACUGCACUGAGGAGCAAAAAAAGAUCCAAAGUACACCUGAGAAAGGAAUAUGGAUGAAGGAGAUGGAAAGUGUGAAAGUGUACCACCCCAAUUCCUCCCAGAUAGACUCAGCCUUCAGAGGUCGUACUGAGCUGCUGGGGAACAUCAGCCAAAAGAACUGUACACUGAAGAUCAACAACCUGAGGAAGACAGAUACUGGACAGUACAUCUUCAUGGUGGAGGGAAAAACUAAAAACACUGACAGAUGUCAUUACCGUUACAUAAAACAUCCAGUGACACUGCAUGUAGACUAUAACGACACACGACCGGUCAUCACAAUGGAUGAGGUGAAAGUUGGAUCUCUUGCUAUAGUCACGUGUUCAAUCAAUUACACCUGUGUGUCAAACCCACCUGACCUCAACUGGAGUCACAAGCAAAGAGGAAAUUGCAGCACAGGUCAGAAUCGGCAUGGAGAUCAAUGGAUACUGACGUCAAAUUUGACCUUUCAGACCCAAGACAGUGACCUGGACACCAUGAUCAACUGUACUGCAAAAUACAAGAACCUGUCAUCUUCGGGUUAUGAGGAAAACAAGGAAUCAACUUUGCUUAAAUUAGGCUAUCCACCAAGAAUAAAGGAAGAAUCAGCCUGUUCCAAAAAUCAGUGUGUUUGUGUGGUGGAUUCCAGACCCCCCAGUGUUAUAAAGUGGCUCAGUUCAGAUGGAAAGUCAGUUAUAAGUACCAUUAGUGCCAAAGAAUACAAAGUGGAAUAUGAGCUGAAUAUACUUGAUGUUAACGUUGGAGUGCUGUAUUGUGAAGCCAUCAACCGCCACGGGAAAUCAACUGUGAGCUUCAGUCUAGGCUCUUCUUUAGGUUUUCUCUACAUUGUGAUCAGUGGCUUCGCUGUACUCAUCAUCAUCCUUCUGGCAGCCAUUUUCUAUGUGUGGAGAUUCAGAAUACAAAAAGAAAAACAAAGACAAGAUCCCAUAGGGCAAGAUGCUCCUAGGACGCCGGCACCAGCUGUCCCAGAGAUGUGCACAGACAAGGAAGACAUGGAAGAUGACGACUAUAUUAUUCCUGUCUCAUCACUUGAGAGCCCAGCACAAGUCAAAGUUCCAGCAAAGUCUGCAGAUGAAGAUUACGUUAUACCACUGGAGGCAAGAAAUACAUUUUCAUUACAUACUUCUAUAAGCUCCUGA
This is a messenger RNA of Astyanax mexicanus (Mexican tetra), 1557 nucleotides long. Its product is annotated as sialic acid-binding Ig-like lectin 13. The transcript has 9 exons. NCBI's taxonomy places the organism in Eukaryota, Metazoa, Chordata, Actinopteri, Characiformes, Acestrorhamphidae. The record is from RefSeq and is a predicted model, not a curated record. The coding region runs from base 232 to 1557 and encodes 441 amino acids.